Molecule: messenger RNA, 897 nt
Organism: Lachancea sp. 'fantastica'
Lineage: Eukaryota; Fungi; Ascomycota; Saccharomycetes; Saccharomycetales; Saccharomycetaceae
Source: the annotation of a GenBank genome assembly
AUGAGUACCGCUACAGAAACAAAAAUUCAAACUCCAGCCGAAGACCAAAAACUUCAGCCCGCAACCGACAAGGGCUACACGAUGGGCACUCAGGGCGCCCAUAACUUGGCUUUCGGUGGCAUAGCUUACAAAGACGUUAGACCUAAGUUCACAGACCCAUUACAAGAACGUCAGCACGUCCUGGAGCAUAUGGCCGGCACUUUCCGUGUUUUUGGCAGAAUGGGGUAUACGGAAGGCCCCGCAGGCCAUGUAUCGGUCAGAGACCCUGUGGAUCGUGAAACGUUUUGGAUUAACCCACUUGGAUUGCAUUUCAGUCAGAUUUGCGUCUCGGACCUCGUUCACGUUGAUUCCCAGGGCAACGUUCUCAAAGAUGGUAACCAGGAAGCCAUAAACGCGGCAGGGUUCAGAAUCCACGCUCAGCUCCACAAAUCUAGACCAGACGUCAAUGCCGCUUGCCAUGCUCACACCAUCUACGGUAAAGCGUGGGCUGCCUUUGGCAAAGAACUCGAUAUGAUCAACCAGGAUGCCUGUAUUUUUUACAAGAGCCACGCUGUGUACCAAGACUUUGGCGGUGUGGUGCUGGAGGAGGAAGAAGGUCUACGUUUGGCCGAAGCCCUGGGCGAUAAGAAAGCGCUUUUGCUGGUGAGCCAUGGUUUGCUUACGGUGGGCGAGACGGUCGACGAGGCCGCCUAUUUGUUCAGUCUGAUGGAGAGAACUUGCCAGGUCCAAUUGCAAGUGGAAAUGGCUUCUGUAGCGGGUCUGCAGAAGAAGAUCAUCGACGACGAAGCCGCCUACUACACGUAUUUCAACACUUCGGAUCCCGAAAGCCUGUACAGUUCAUUUCAGCCAGAUUACAAGCUUGAGGUCAAGCUCACGAACGGAGAGUUUCUGCGGUGA